Closterium sp. Yama58-4 is the source of this 1458-nucleotide messenger RNA. Lineage: Eukaryota; Viridiplantae; Streptophyta; Zygnematophyceae; Desmidiales; Closteriaceae. The record is from the annotation of a GenBank genome assembly.
AUGCCAUUUCCAUCGUCGCGGCGGUACCGUCGCCUCCCAUCGCCGCCUUUUCGUCGCCCUCCCUUCCCCUGCCCGUCGCGCUCCCUUCCCUACCCGUCGCGCUCCCUUCCGUCAUUCCCGACACACAUUGCCUUCUCGUCAUUCUCCCUUUUCGUGGCUCUUUUUUUUUUCCUGCACGUCGCCCUCGCUUCCCCUCCCCGUCGCGCUCCCUUUCCCUCCCCGUCGCGCUCCCUUCCCCUCACCGUCGCGCUCCCUUCCCCUCCCCAUCUCGUUCCCAUCCCCUCCCCGUCUCGUUCCCUUCCCCUCCCCGUCUUGUUCCCUUCCCCUCCCCGUCUCGUUCCCUUCCCUCCCCGUCUCGUUCCCUUCCCCUCCCCGUCGCGCUCCCUUCCCCUCCCCGUCUCGUUCCCUUCCCCUCCCCGUCUCGUUCCCUUCCCCUCCCCGUCUCGUGCCCUUGCCCCUCCCUUCUUUCCUCUCUUUCCGCUUCCCACCACUCUCGUUUCCCCCCUUGUACUUUCCCCCGUUCCCCCACUGCCCCCCCCUUUUCUUUCCCCUUGUCUCCGUUUUCGCCCGCCUUUCCACCCUGUCCUGAAGUCCCUUGUCCCUCCCUCCCUUCCCCCUCCCCCCUCCCCCCUCCCUCCCUUUCCCCCGUGUCCUCCCUCCCCUUGCCCCUCAAUCCCUGACUCCUUGUCCUUCCCUCCCUUCCUCUUAGCCCGCCCAGCCUCAAUCCCAAGACCCUUGUCCCUCCCCCCUUUCCCCCCCAUGUCCUUCCCCACGUCCUUUCCUCCGUUUCCCCCUUCUCCCUCUCACUCGCCCUCCCUCUCCCUCCACGCUUCUCGCCCUUAUCCCCGCCCAUGUCUUCCUCCUUUCCCUCCCAUCUCACUGAACCCUCUCUUUCCUCCCCUCCCCCCUUGCUCCAUUUCUUCUGAUUUCCGCCCUUCCCCCUCUUCGCCUCUCCUUCCCUCCCUCGCUGUCCAUCUCUCUUCGCCUCUCCUUCCUUCCCUCGCUGUCCCUCUCUCUUCGCCUCUCCUUCCCUCCCUCCCUGUCUCUCUCUCUUCGCCUCUCCUUCCCUCCCUCGCUGUCCCUCUCUCUUCGCCUCUCCUUCCCUCCCUCGCUGUCCCUCUCUCUUCGCCUCUCCUUCCCUCCCUCGCUGUCUCUCUCUCUCCGCCUCUCCUUCCCUCCCUCGCUGUCCCUCUCUCUUCGCCUCUCCUUCCCUCCCUCGCUGUCUCUCUCUUGUCGCCUCUCCUUCCCUCCCUCGCUGUCCCUCUCUCGUCGCCUCUCCUUCCCUCCCUCGCUGUCCCUCUCUCGUCGCCUCUCCUUCCCUCCCUCGCUGUCCCUCUCUCUUCGCCUUUCCUUCCCUCCCUAUCCAAUGCCGUUUUGACAUGCUCAAAACGGUAUGCCCAAUGCACCAUGCACCAUGCCACGUGCCCCAUGCCCCAUGCAUUGUUCACCAUGCACUAA